Molecule: messenger RNA, 1830 nt
Organism: Osmerus eperlanus (European smelt)
Lineage: Eukaryota; Metazoa; Chordata; Actinopteri; Osmeriformes; Osmeridae
Gene: rsph4a
Product: radial spoke head component 4A
Exons: 7
Coding region: 212-1792 (526 amino acids)
Biological process (GO): axoneme assembly; cilium movement involved in cell motility; cilium assembly
Cellular component (GO): axoneme; radial spoke
Source: RefSeq, a predicted model, not a curated record
AUUGUUUACCAUCGCAACCGACUCUUCGUUUCUAGAGAAUGUCAAAACCGACGGCAGUAUUUUGAGCUGUCGAUUAAUAGUUUCUCUAAAUUUAAAGAAUUGGUCGUAUGUUGCAUGUGUGGAUAAAUACGACCUUUGGCGAAUUGUGUGUGGCUACUCUAACAACUUAGCAGCAUUGCCAGAGCAAAGUAACGUUUGAUAAAUCAUAGAGAUGGCGUCUCCGGAGCCUGCGCCGACCAACCAAACGGAAGAAAUGACGGUCAACUUCAAGGCUUUUUUGCUGAAGAACAGCACUAAAAGUAACAUCAAUCUCUACGACCACUUGGCACGGUUACUAACCAAGGUGAUGGAUGAACGUCCAGAAAAUGUGGUCGACAUCUUUGAAGAUAUGAGUCGUGAGGUGAAGCGGGGAAUUAUUCCUGAAACGCAGAGCACAUUGCGAGAUGUGGCUUUCAUCCCCGCUACCCAGCUGUUGGCUGAGAAGCAGAGAUUGCUGUUCUCUCGGGGUGGCGGGGAUGAGGGUGACCAGGAGGAGGAACUGGUUGACACACCCCUUCCCAAUGUAGGAGAGCUUGCCUUUUUCCUAGAGCAAGCUGGGGUUGGUCUGGGCAGAGAGGAGAUGCACAGAAUAUUCCUAGCACUCAAACACCUGGUGGACACGCAACCUCUGCAUCGCUGCCGUUUUUGGGGCAAGAUUCUGGGAACGGACAGUAAUUAUAUAGUGGCUGAAGGCGAGUACCGAGAGGGGGAGGAGGAAGAGGAGGAGGUGGUGGAGGAGGUGGUGGAGGAGGAGGAGAAGAGAGAGGCUCGGGAGGAGGAGGAGGACACUGAAGUGGUAGAUGUGGCAGACCCUCUCCCUCGCUCUACCUACAAGUCUCCACCGGUGGUGCCAAAAGAGGAAAACCGCACAGGAGCUAACAAGUACAGCUACUUUGUAUGCACAGAGCCGGGCCUUCCCUGGGUGAAGCUGCCGGCUGUGACUCCAGCCCAGGUGACGGCUGCACGUCACAUACGCAAGUUCUUCACAGGCAGACUGGAUGCCCCCGUCGUCAGCUACCCACCGUUCCCGGGCAACGAGGCCAACUACUUAAGGGCCCAGAUAGCUCGCAUCUCAGCCGGCUCACACGUCAGUCCCCUGGGCUUCUACCAGUUCGGAGAGGAGGAAGGGGAGGAGGAGGAGGAGGGUGCUCGCGACGGCUACGAGGAGAACCCCGACUUCGAGGGAAUACCUGUUCACGAGAUGGCCGAGUCUCUGUCUGCCUGGGUGCAUCACGUCCAGCACAUCUUACAACAGGGUCGCUGUGUGUGGGUGAACCAGGUGGAGAAGCCGGAGGAAGACUUUGAGGAGGAAGGAGAGGAGGAGAAGGAGGAGGAGCCUGACGAGCCAGAGCCAGAAGUGGGGCCCCCCCUCCUCACUCCUCUCACUGAGGACAUAGAGGUGUUGGACACCCCUCCCUGGAGUUCCAGGAUGUCUUCACACCUUAUUUCUCAGUUCGCUGUUGCUGUGCUGCGCUCCAACCUGUGGCCAGGAGCAUAUUCGUACGCGAGUGGCAAGAAAUUCGAGAACAUCUACAUUGGUUGGGGGGUGAAGUUCGCUGGGGAUGGCUACACCCCAACCGGGCCCCCCGCGCCCCAGCGCGAGUACCCCAGCGGGCCGGAGAUCACGGAGGCCCAGGACCCCAGCCUGGAGGAGGAGCAGGCGCUGAAGGCAGCUCUGGAGGACCAGAAGGCCGCCCAGGAGGAGGCAGAGGGCCUGGAUGGGGAGGAGGAGGAGGAGGAGGAGGACGACUGAGACUGGGGAGGAGAAGGAGGAGGACGACUGAGACUGGG